GGGACAAUGAUCAGCCUGGGGAGGGUUUUGCUAGGGGACUCAAAAACCCAGGCACUCCUCCAGAAGGAAAGGUUGAGGACGUUUGGGACCUGUUCGGUGGAAGCGGCCAUGUCGCAAGCAACUCACCCACCCACCUUUCUGGUGAACUUCCAACUCCUGAGUGUUGUGGUGGUGCUGCUCGUCCAUGCAGAUGGCAUAUAUGCAGAAAGCCCCAGUGAAGUGCCUGCGAACAAGUCUGAGGAGUGCACGGGCUCGUACAUCUGCAAAAAGGGUGUGAUUUUACCAAUAUGGGAACCCCAAGACCCCUCAUUCGGUGACAAAAUAGCUCGGGCAACAGUGUAUUUUGUAGCGAUGGUGUACAUGUUCCUGGGAGUAUCCAUCAUAGCCGACCGCUUCAUGUCCUCCAUCGAAGUCAUUACAUCCCAAGAGCGGGAAAUAACCAUCAAGAAGCCCAACGGCGAGACCAGCAAAACCACAGUGAGGAUCUGGAAUGAGACCGUUUCCAACCUCACGUUGAUGGCCUUGGGCUCAUCCGCUCCCGAGAUCCUUCUGUCUGUUAUCGAAGUGUGUGGUCACGGCUUCACAGCAGGGGACUUGGGGCCAAGCACAAUUGUUGGAAGUGCUGCAUUUAACAUGUUUGUCAUCAUUGCGAUCUGUGUUUAUGUUGUUCCGGAUGGAGAGAUAAGGAAGAUCAAGCACUUGCGAGUGUUUUUUGUUACAGCGGCCUGGAGCAUCUUUGCCUACACUUGGCUUUACAUUAUUUUAUCUGUGUCUUCUCCUGGUGUUGUGGAGGUUUGGGAAGGCUUGCUCACCUUCUUCUUCUUCCCUAUCUGUGUGGUGUUUGCCUGGAUAGCUGACAGGAGACUUUUAUUUUACAAGUAUGUCUACAAGAAAUAUCGAGCUGGCAAGCAGAGAGGCAUGAUUAUUGAGCAUGAGGGUGACCGGCCUUCCUCCAAAGCUGAUAUUGAGAUGGACGGAAAGGUUGCUAAUUCUCAUGUGGAGAACUUUUUGGAUGGGACACUGGUGUUGGAGGUGGAUGAAAAGGACCAGGAUGAUGAGGAAGCCAGGAGAGAAAUGGCUCGGAUCCUGAAAGAGCUGAAACAAAAACACCCUGACAAGGAAAUUGAGCAGCUUAUAGAGUUGGCCAACUACCAGGUCCUAAGUCAGCAGCAGAAGAGCAGGGCCUUUUACCGCAUCCAGGCCACUCGGCUCAUGACCGGAGCUGGCAACAUCUUGAAGAGACAUGCUGCAGACCAGGCCCGCAAAGCCGUCAGCAUGCAUGAGGUCAACAGUGAGGUGGCAGAAAACGAUCCCAUCAGCAAGCUCUACUUUGAGCAGGGCACCUACCAGUGUCUGGAGAACUGUGGCACCGUCGCCCUGACCAUCAUUCGCCGGGGCGGCGACUUGACCAACACGGUGUACGUUGACUUCAGGACAGAGGAUGGGACGGCCAAUGCUGGCUCUGACUAUGAAUUCACUGAAGGGACUGUGGUCUUCAAGCCUGGAGAGACCCAGAAGGAGAUCCGUGUUGGCAUAAUCGAUGAUGACAUAUUUGAGGAGGAUGAGAAUUUCCUGGUCCAUCUCAGCAAUGUCCGCGUGAGCACUGAGGCCUCAGACGAGGGCAUUCUUGAGGCCACUCGUGUCUCAACGCUUGCCUGCCUGGGCUCACCGUCUACUGCCACUGUCACCAUCUUUGACGAUGACCAUGCUGGCAUCUUCACCUUUGAGGAACCAGUAACACAUGUCAGCGAGAGCGUGGGGACCAUGGAAGUGAAAGUGUUGCGAACCUCCGGCGCGCGAGGAAAUGUUAUUGUGCCCUAUAAAACCAUUGAAGGCUCAGCCAAAGGUGGAGGAGAGGAUUUUGAAGACACCUGCGGGGAGCUGGAAUUCCAGAACGAUGAGAUAGUCAAAACGAUAUCAAUCAAGGUGAUAGAUGAUGAGGAGUAUGAGAAAAACAAGACCUUCUACCUAGAGAUCGGGGAGCCCCGGCUGGUGGAGAUGAGUGAGAAGAAAGCCCUGUUGUUGAAUGAGCUUGGUGGCUUCACCAUCACAGGGAAACUCUGGAAGGGAAAACCCGUCUUCAGGAAGGUCCAGGCUAGAGAGCGUCCUCUUCCCCGCACCGUGGUCACCAUCCGAGAGGAGAACGAGGAGAAGCAGCCACUGACCAGCAAGGAGGAGGAAGAAAGACGAAUUGCGGAGAUGGGACGCCCAGUCCUGGGGGAGCACACCAAGCUCGAAGUCAUCAUUGAGGAAUCCUAUGAGUUCAAGAACACAGUGGACAAGCUCAUUAAGAAGACGAACCUGGCCCUGGUGGUUGGCACAAACAGCUGGAGGGAGCAGUUUAUUGAGGCUAUUACUGUCAGUGCGGGGGAAGACGAUGACGACGAUGAAUGUGGGGAGGAGAAGCUGCCCUCCUGCUUUGACUACGUGAUGCACUUUCUGACCGUCUUCUGGAAGGUCCUUUUUGCCUUCGUGCCCCCGACAGACUACUGGAAUGGCUGGGCUUGCUUCGUCGUCUCCAUCCUCAUGAUCGGCAUCCUGACAGCUUUCAUCGGCGACCUGGCGUCCCACUUUGGCUGCACCAUUGGCUUGAAGGACUCGGUCACUGCCGUCGUGUUUGUCGCGCUGGGGACAUCGGUGCCAGACACAUUUGCCAGCAAAGUAGCAGCGACACAGGACCAGUACGCGGACGCCUCCAUCGGGAACGUCACCGGGAGCAAUGCCGUGAACGUUUUCUUGGGCAUCGGGGUGGCCUGGUCCAUCGCGGCCAUCUACCACGCGGCACACGGACAAGCCUUUGAAGUCUCGCCUGGCACCCUGGCCUUCUCCGUCACCCUCUUCACCAUUUUUGCUUUUAUCAGUGUGGGUGUGCUGCUCUAUCGGCGGAGACCCGAAAUUGGAGGUGAGCUGGGCGGGCCGCGGACUUCCAAGCUGCUCACAUCCUCACUCUUUAUCCUCCUGUGGCUCUUGUACAUAUUCUUCUCAUCUCUGGAAGCCUACUGCCACAUAAAGGGCUUCUAAAGGAACAAUCAGAGAUAGUAAAUAUAUAUAUAUCUAUAUGUAUCUAUAUAGAGCAAUAUAUAGGUAUAGAUAUAGAUAUAACGCUGUGUAUAAUGAACAGAGAAAGAAUAAAAGAGAUUUGCCAUGUUCACACACCUGCUGACGGAAAGCGGCUUUGGAGCGUCCUUUGAACUAGGAGGGACCCCAAAGCCGGCCGGACCCCCUUCCCAGGGGUCCCCUCUUUGCAACUCUACCAGCGAGAGCAGCCGGCAGCGACCGAGCCCCGUCCCAUCGCUCUCACCACCCCCCCAGGAGGAUGGAUGGAUGCGAAGGCGACCGGGGCGCGUUGGCACGGGGAAGGCCGGAGCGGCUGGUGAGAAACGGAGCCGGUGGGCAAGGGAAGGAGAGGCGAGCGAGGGUCCUGAACCUCCGAGCAUCCUCCAUCCGCCUUCGCCACUUGGGAACGUCCCCUCUGGCCCUGGCAGAAAGAAGCGAGAGACCAGACUGAAGAAAAAGGGGAAACUGGGAGCUUUCUAAGGAUAGAACACAACCAUUUUCGUCAUCCGAUUUUUUUUUUCUCAUUUUGAUGUGUGUAUAAUUAGCAUUUCUCCUCCCUUCCCCCCCCCAUUUUCCCCUUUUCCCCCACCCUCCGUGCUUUGGGGACGCAGCCUCGUGUCCGGUGUCCUACGCUGAGGUCCCGCAGCGCCCGUCCUCUGCCCAGCCCAUGGCCCCUGCCUCGUCCACCCCCCCGGGCAUGCUGUCGUGGUACUAGUAACAUUUUGCAUGACUGAAACGAACCCUACCUGUAUAUAGCAUCCUAUAGCGAUAGUCCUUCCAGCCAUGUGGGUUGAGCAUUGCAGAUACAAGUGUUUUCACCUGGUUUUAUUUAUUUUAGGUAGUUUAGUUUCUCCCAUAGUUUGUUUUUUUUUUUUGUGCUUUUUUUUUUUUUUUUAUUUUUUCAUUUGGUUGUUUGUUUCCUCUUCACGGGGAGGGUGGGGGAAAGGAGGGAAAGCUUUCACCAUUCACUGCUCCGCGCACGGGUCCCUGAGAAGCAAUAACAGCCACGCGGGUGUUUCUGUGUCCUCGGGGGCCAAGAGACAGCCCCUGUUUCUGAGUGCUAAGCCAUCGGGAUCAGUCCUCAGGGGCUGCUCCUUCCCCACAGCCAUUUGGAGGCAGAACAGUCGGGUGUGAGAGCUGAAGGGCCGUAACGAGGUCUCCCACACCUCUGAAGGCAGCCGUGAAGCAUUCCCUGAGGAAAAAAAGGACACGUUUGCACCGCCAGCAGCGCUUAGCACUAGGCACUGCCUCCGGGAUCGAUCAUUCAGCAUGCAGCGAGGGCGAGCUCGGUGUCGAGCGGGGCACAGCCCUGGCAUGGAGGUGAGGUGGGGACCGGUGGCCUUGGCCAGGGUGACAGAGAGGAUGCGUCCAGCAGGGCAUCUCCCCUCUGGAAAGGGUGAGACGGGGCAGGUGUCGCUCAGCACCACCCCAUAUCUCCAGAAUAAGGUUGUGCAUGGUGUUGGGCGUCUCCUCACCCCACACCACCCACCUGGUGGCCCAGCCAGGCAAACCCCCAGCCUGCACGUCACUGGUGAGCUCCUCCGACCCGGCUGAGAAGCACCUCUGUACCACAACCGGUUGGCUGGGGUAUCUGUACUCAUUUUGAACAAGCUGUGGAAACUUCAAUUAACCUGUUGUAAGAUUUUCUCCAAGAGUCUAAAGAUAUAUAUUUUUUUUCCCUUGUCAAAGCUUUUUUUUUUUUUUUUUUUUUUUUCAUUUUGGAAGGGUUCUUGGGGUUUUCUUUUUGGUUUCUCAUUGUUUUGGGGGAGGAAUUGAACACAAAUGCAGGUUGUUCAGGUCUGUGAUUACCUUUAUGUACAAUGAUUUCGUUUUCGUUUUGUUUGGCUUCAUUGAUUUUUCUUUGUGUGUAUUGCCCACCACUAUAGGCAGUGAGUCCACUAAUUGUGAUGAUCCUUAUCAAUGGUACACGAUGCACAGACAAAUAAAGUUUGUAAUGAUUCCUCAUGGAUCCAGUAGUGCUCCUGCAUAUUCUCUAUGGACCCCCACCCCCUCCCCUUCCCUCUCCUUGUCUCCCUUUACGUUGCACCCAUCUCUUAUUUAUCCAUCGCUUUGCCUUCGUUGUGUUUCUGCUGCUGGUGGGGGCGUCGGGGCCUCCGGGCACACCUUCCUGCCCCAUCUCACAGCUUUCCUCUUGCUCCAUCGCCGUCACACCUCGGGCUCAGCGUGCUGGGGUGCAGCGGCGGCUCUCAGAGGGAUGCAGGAAACCACCCAAGGACAAAACUUGCAAGUGAAGCCCAUUUGGGGCCAGAUGCUGCUCCUGAGCUGAGCGCCCCGUCAGUGCUGGUUUGCCCCCAGACUCAGGGAGAGUCACGCAGCUGCCUGCGAGGAACUUAGCAGCCCUUUUUGCCCGUGUUCCCCAGCUGCACAGAACUGCUCCUGCUCUUGAUCCAGCCUUGUGGUUCAUCUGGCAGGGCCCCCUCCAGGCAGUGCACAUGUGUGGAGGGCUCUGCAGAGGGAUGCUCAGAGCUGCAAAGAGCCCGGGUCCCUUCCACACCAUUAAAAUGUGUCCCUUUGCAGGGGACCAGGCUCAGGUCUGCAGCUCCUGGGGCUCCGGCAGGCUCAGGAUGGGGCUGCACAGUGAGGCCAGCAGCAGCAGCAGCGCCUGGCUUUGGAGCUCCAGAGCAGGUAAAUGAUGUUCCCCCACAGCCGGAGGAUUUAAUGCAAUCGCUGGGCUGCACGAGCCUGGUCUUUUCCCCCAAAAAAACUAAGCUGCUUUUGCCAUCCGAGCCACUGACCCUCUCCCUGCUCAGCAUCCUCCAGGACGAGUGCAGCUCAGCCGCCAGCCUUUGUCAAGCCCCAGCCGAGCGCAGUCGGUCACGCCUGUGUGCCUUUCCCAGGCAGUGAAUUGUGAGAGCGAAGCACUUCUCCUGAUCUGGUAAUUACAUCUUCCGCAAGGUGAUGCUGGUAUUUCACUCUCAUCAUCCUUUUGCUUCUCCGGGAUGAAUCACAGUCGCCGAAGUCAUUAACAAGUCAAACGGGACACGUGUAGCGGCGCGGUUUAACAGGCAGUAAAUAAGCGUUCUGCUCACAGAGCUUUCCAGCGGGACUGAUGGAGCACUGCUCGCUCAGGACAAGGCCUAAAUCACACGGCUAACACCAGCCUUGUUUGUGCAAUUAUUCUCCACCAGCCCCAUGCUUUUGGCAUCUGCAAUGAGCUUAUGCAAAGAGUGAUGCCCGUUUGCCUGUAAGCUGCACUCCUCCUCGAUACACACAGACUCUGGAGGUCCCCAGUGCCGGCAUUUGUGGGUUUUUCUCCCCGUUUUCAUCGCUUCCUUCAAGGACAAGAGGGCAGAGGCAGGCUUUGGACCCUUUCUGGUAGCCACGUGCCUCAGACAUGUCAGAAGUCUGGAUGCGGUCUGUAAACUUGCCGUGCUAUUUCUGCCGCGGGCGGGGAGGAGAGGAGCAGAGGCCGUGUGUUAUUGUUAGGGUUAUUUUUAAGUGCUCGGGUAAGAACCGCGCGCAGCGAUGUUGGGGACCUUAUCCAUACCUAGGGAGGAGCUGCCUUACUGAGGGGAAAGUGUCGGUGUGCCAGGGGCAGAGAAAAGAGGGAAAACUUCAUGCCAGAGGGCGUUUGCAUUGCUUUUCCAUAAGCUUUGGCACCCGCGCCAUCCAGGGAAACACGUUUGCAGAGCACCAGGAACCCCUCCGGCCUCUCCCGAUGACCGACCACACGCACACGCACAGCUGCAGGAAAGCCUGUUUAUCUUGUAAAAACUUGACUUGCGCAGGAAAGCAUCCAGAGGCAUCUGUAUUCUUGCAAAAUGCCCCCGGGGGACAAUAAAUACAGCCGGAUUCCUCACCUUUUAAGGACUUGAGCCUCCCUCCUUUUGGAAGCCGAGGUGCCGAGAGCCUCUCGCCAGCCAGCGACAGCCCUCGUGCGGAGGGACGGGAAAGCUGCCAAGGCGGGCGCUGCCGGUGGGAUGUCCAGCAUCAGGGAGCACAGGGGAUGGGGGGAGCACCAGGGGGUCCCACGCAGAACUGGAAACCCCAUUUUAGGUGCUGCCACAGCAGGCACCCCUGCCCCGACUGCUGCGGCUGUGGGUCUUGGUGCAGCUGGUGGUGGGAAGCAGCAUCGGCACCGUACCCCCGGCAUCUCGGACUCAAGGCUGUGCAAGCAAAGGAACCUGCAAGUUUCCAGGUUGAGGAGGACAGAGGGUGGGCGUGCUGAGCCCUUCCUGCUCCUUCGUAUUGCCCUGAAGAUUAAUCAUUUGUGCUGAAUUUCCACCGUUAUCAAGGCCUACAGACGCUCGAGUUCCCCCAAACCCAAGCCUGGCUCUCCACUUCAGAGCAAACUGCUUUAACGGGGGGUUCAAGGUCCGUCUCAACUCCUUUACCUCAAAACAGCGCCUGCUCUCAGUGCUCUGAAAAAAUAAUCACCCCAUUAAAGUGGGCAGAGUUUGAUUAAGACCCUGCCCAACUGUGUAGUGAUGGCAUGAGGAUGUUCAAAGGAGGGCUCAGGCAGGAGACAAUGUCCUUCUUGCUGUGAAGCCUUCAGUCGCGAUGACUUGGGAUGCUUGGCCACACUUAGAGCUCCUAAACUCUACCAGGGCACGGAGGAAAGCCACGGGGCUCUCUCCCUGCACCUCUUGACCUCUCUGUAAAGGCCGGAUUUAGUUCCUCUCUAUUUCUAGUUCAGUGACUCCUAGGGAUGCAGGGAGGUGCAUGACUGGAUCACUCCUUGCCUUCAGCCCUAGUCCUGUGCGUUGGCUUGGUCUCGCUGAGCAAUGAGAGCCACAAUUAGAUGCCCCGUGGCUGGACUCCCCCCAAGCAGAAGGAAAUGAACAGGCACCUGUUGUGCCUUCCUUUGUUGGCUCCGUGUGGCUCCCCUUGUCUGCACAGCUCGUGAGCAAACACAUUCGUGCAGCGAGCCAGGCGGGAGCACUGCUCAUCCUCCUUCCAGCAGCUCCAGAGAGCAAAAGGCUGCGAUAACGCUUUGACACGAUAGCUGCUGCGUUAGCGAGAAAGAAAACUCUCUGUAUUUUUUCCCUGAUGACAACUCUGCUUCUGACAAGGCUUGUCCAGCUCGUCUUUUUUUAUUUAUUUUAUUUUUUUUCCACAAUGCAUUAAGCCCUCAGCUGUUGAGCAGGAGGCUCAGCUCUGCAGAUAAGCCAGCUUUUAAGCUUGCCCAUUGAGGAUGUGGCUCAGCAACCUGACAAAACAGUUUUGUUUGUGGAUGGGCAGGGAAGCUGCCGAAUUCCCCUAAACAUCAUAACUCCAGCGUGCUGCUGCGUGGCGGUGAAAGCCACAAAAUGCUGGGUUUUGGUAGGACGCAGCCCUCUGCUUCCUGGGUCUUUGUGAUGAAGAGAUGUGGCAUGAGGUGUGCUGUCAAAACCAGGACUUCCCGAUGGGCACCUUCAUACCUCCCACGGCCCAUGGGUUGCCUGGAGAGGUCCCUGUUGUCCACCAGGCCCAAAUCUGCUCUUAGCCAAGCAAGAAGAGGGCGCGGAGGUUUGCUGUCUCCAGACAGAGGUACCUGCAGGCAGAGCCAAGGGUGAGGCCUGGGCUCCCUGUGCUCUCAUCAGCCCUGAUUUCAGCCGGAGAGGCCUGAGGGAAUGACCAUAAUGUUCUGACAAAGUGGGAAAUGAGACAGGAGCUAGGCGAAAAGCAGCUGUAGCAGGGAUUUAGGAGUGAUUUUCCCUUGUAACGGAGCGGGCCGGUUAUCUCGAUGCUCGAGUGACCACUCCAGCUCUCAAAAGCCAUUCCGCACACUCGAAACACGGGGAAAGCAAAGCAACAGCUCCUCUUUCUGAAGCAGAAAGCAGCCUCUUGCCACGAGCCUGCAGAGGACACAGCGGCACAGCCCUCUCGGCCGAGGCCCAGCCAAGCCAGCGGCUUCUCCAUCCCGCUCUCAUUUCCACCAGCGAGGCGGGCUCGGGCCUAAUGUCAGGGCAGGAGAAACAGCUCAGAGAGACUUGGGGGCCCUCAAAAGCCAGGGGAAGGGCUGACCCUGCGAGGUGGGCACUUUCCUGCUCUCCCGUGACAGCCGCCCGGCACCCCCAGCACCCGGCACUGCCCUUGGAGGCCUACGGCUCCCCCCCGGCUCGCGCUUCCAGCCUCCCUCCCCACCAUCUCUCUUCCUCUUCCUUGUGAGCUCAACGGCACAAUGCAGCUACACUCUUUGAAAAGCCAUACUAUUUGUUGGUACGACUCUUUUAUGACUGUCGAUUUAUAUAUAUUUGUUGAUAAAAGAGGCCAUCUUGGGAGACGCUCGUAGUCGAACUGGGAGAUAAUCACCCGGUGCUGUAUAUUCUGUACAUGCUGUAUAAACAAACAAACAAACAAAAAAGCAAAGUAUUUAAACCUAAAUGUUCAUGGAGAAGGGGUUGGGGGGGAUGGUCGGGACUGAGUCAUCCCAUGGGGUGAUUGGGGACGUGGGGACGGGGACCUGGCAUCAAAACCAGGGCAGGGCCCGAAUUGGGGUCUCCAGCACUGCUGCUAUCCCCACUCACGGCCACUGCUCGGCCACCCGGCGGUGUGAGCUCCAAAAUCCCACUCCCUGCUGCCUUCGAGACCAUCGGAGGCGGCCGUGGUAGCCCGAAAAGUCGUGCUAAGCUCAUCUAUUUUUAUAUAUUCGUGGUGUUUUCCUAUUGGUAGAGAGUAGUGAACGAGUAACCCCGUAGCUGAAAGUGAAAUGUUCCAAGUAACUAUACGACUGCAGAAAAUGUUUGUAAUAAUAAUUUAUUUGAAAUAUUCUGCCAAAGAUAGCUCUCUAAUGACCUGUACAAUGUCGUUUCUCUCUUUUUGCUCUGAAUGUCAUUGUGAAAGCACCUUUCUCCCCGCUCUCUUUUGAAGAUUUGCUUUUUUUUGUAUAUUUAAGGGCAAUGAAAGAUGCCAAUGAUUUUUUUUUUUUUAAUUAUUUUAUUUUAACCGGAGCAGUAAAUGGCGUAGCAGGGAGGCGCGAGAUCACUUUUUAGCGGUCAGGUGAAGAACAGGACCCAGCAGAGGAAAGUGAGUUCAGGGACCCCCAAAAGCCAUUCCCUGGGGAUCCCAAAAUCAACCCCAAAAUCCCAGGAGGGGAUUCCCAGGGGAGCCCCAGCCACUGCAGGACACAGGCAGGUGGUCUUUACCAGGGAGAAGCUGCCCAGAUGGGUCUGUUCAGAAAUUACAGAAUUUUAUUUUAUUAUUUUUGUGUAGGGAAAAGUCUUAUUUCCCUUCUUCAUAGUUUCCUCUUGAAAGAACUUUUUAACACUGGGAAAAAAAAAAAAGAAAAAAAAGGCAUUAUCUUUAGUGAUCCCUACACCUGUUGCACUGGAAAUCCCUCCUCGGCUGCAUCCUUUAGGCUCCACCACAUCAGAGAGACUUUGGGCUCAGGUUUCUGUUGUUUGGUCGUUUGGGUGUGGGGUUUUUUUGUUGGUGGUAGUUUAUUUUUUUAUUUUUUUUUUGCUUCUGAGCAGAUUCGCAGUUUCUUAUAUUUCUUGGUGGUAAAGAGCCAGAGGAAUUGAUUGGUAAUAAGGAAACGGGAUGCAGGCUGUGGGCAUCGGGAGGCAGGGAUGUUGCAGGAGCCAAGGCACGGGAUUAAAGUCCCGGGCACAGUCUGCAGCCAUGCGAGCUGCAAGUUUUUGGCUCCUGCGUGCAAAGCGCUCCCCUGAAGCCAGGGUUACGGUGCCACGGCAUCGUGGAGACAGGUGAGCAAAGCAGGGAUGGCAACCGUGAGAAGAAUUGGGUUUCUGAUCACUGUGCAUUUUGUUAAUUAGUGAAUUCAAAUAGUUUUAUUUUUACCAAAAAAAAAAAAAAGAAAAAAAAAAAAAAGAAAAAAAAAAAAAAGGAAACCAGAUAAUCUUUAUUCCAGUACAGACAACUGUUGACAUAUAUAUAUUAUUUGAAUGGUUUAUAUCCUGUUGCUCUAACUGCAUAAAAUGGGAACCUGUUGCAAGGUGUGUCAUUCCGAUGUACAAAAUAAAUGACUUUUCCCUGCA
This is a messenger RNA of Anas platyrhynchos (mallard), 10994 nucleotides long. It is a transcript of the gene SLC8A1, whose product is annotated as solute carrier family 8 member A1. The record is from RefSeq and is a predicted model, not a curated record. Gene Ontology annotation, cellular component: sarcolemma; axon; postsynapse. Gene Ontology annotation, molecular function: calcium:sodium antiporter activity. NCBI's taxonomy places the organism in Eukaryota, Metazoa, Chordata, Aves, Anseriformes, Anatidae. Gene Ontology annotation, biological process: calcium ion import across plasma membrane; cell communication; sodium ion transmembrane transport.